Molecule: messenger RNA, 1715 nt
Organism: Amborella trichopoda
Lineage: Eukaryota; Viridiplantae; Streptophyta; Magnoliopsida; Amborellales; Amborellaceae
Gene: RPN10
Product: regulatory particle non-ATPase 10
Biological process (GO): proteasome-mediated ubiquitin-dependent protein catabolic process
Cellular component (GO): nucleus; proteasome regulatory particle, base subcomplex; cytosol
Molecular function (GO): polyubiquitin modification-dependent protein binding
Source: RefSeq, a predicted model, not a curated record
UCUUCAUAAUUCCAAGGGUCCCGGCCUUCGAAGGUUUCAGUAAAACUUUUCUUCCAAGAAAAGCACAACUAAAGCCCGGUCGUUCUCCCGGUCUCAGGAGAAUCACACCUCUUUCUCUCUUUACACUAAUCCACAAUCCACCAUGGUUCUCGAAGCUACGAUGAUUUGCAUUGACAACUCGGAGUGGAUGAGAAACGGGGAUUACUCCCCCACGAGAUUGCAGGCCCAAUCAGAAGCUGUAAAUCUUAUUUGUGGAGCCAAAACACAGUCCAAUCCAGAGAAUACGGUGGGGCUGCUGACGAUGGCUGGGAAAGGGGUGCGUGUCCUUGUAACCCCUACAAGUGAUCUUGGAAAGAUUCUGGCGUGCAUGCAUGGUCUUGAAAUUGGUGGUGAGAUGAAUUUGACAGCUGGCAUUCAAGUAGCUCAGCUAGCACUCAAGCAUCGACAGAACAAAAAGCAGCAGCAAAGAAUUAUUGUAUUUGCUGGAAGUCCUGUCAAGUAUGACAAGAAGGUAUUGGAGAUAAUUGGAAAGAAGUUAAAAAAGAACAGCGUGGCCCUUGACAUUAUUGAUUUUGGUGAGGAGGAUGAUGGAAAGCCGGAAAAGCUCAAGGCUCUUCUUACUGCUGUGAACAACAAUGACAGCAGUCACAUUGUUCAUGUUCCUUCUGGUCCUAGUGCUCUCUCAGAUGUUCUUUUGAGCACACCAGUGUUCACCGGGGAUGGAGAAGGUGGAAGCGCUUUUGCAGCAUCUGCAGCAGCGGCAGCUGCUGGUGGCGGUUCAUUUGAUUUUGGGGUGGAUCCUAACAUAGACCCAGAGCUGGCCCUUGCUCUCCGUGUUUCAAUGGAAGAGGAGAGGGCAAGACAAGAGGCUGCUGCAAAACGAGCUGCAGAGGAUGCUGCUAGACAAGAAAAAGAAGGGGGUGAGCAGUCUUCGAGCUCUCGUGAUGCCACCAUGGCUGAGCCCACUAAUGUUUUGGAUCCUGGGACUGAUGCAAAAGGACCUGAUACCAUGGAUGAUGAGACUGCAUUGUUAGAACAGGCACUUGCAAUGUCCAUGGAUGAUCCUAGAGCUAGUCAGUCGGGUACUGCAUCUAUGGGAGAUACGGAUAUGUCAGAAGCGACUCAUGAGGAUCAAGAAUUAGCUUAUGCUCUUCAAAUGUCUGUGCAGGAUACUGCAAAAGAUUCUUCUUCUCAAACUGACAUGAGCAAAGUGUUGGGAGAUCAAACUUUUGUGUCUUCUAUUCUUAAAUCGCUUCCUGGAGUUGAUCCCAAUGAUCCUUCAGUCAAGGACUUAUUGGCAUCUUUGCAAGGUCAAACAGAGGAAAAGAAGGAAGAUGAACCUCCAAAGGAAGAUGAGAAGUGAGGAUAGAGAGAGACAUCUUUCACAGGGAAUGGGCAAAUCAUAUCAUCUUAUCUACUAUUUCAGUUUGUAAUGCACUGGGUAUUGUAACUGAAAUCGUAUCUUCUGUGUCCUCUAUAUUACCAAACCAACCAUCUUGACAUUCUUUUGGCUUGUUAUGGACAUCUCAAGUCAUUUCUCCCGUCUUUUGAUGAGCUUCAUGUACCAAACCUUGAAUGUGAGUUGUGUGAGAGAAGAAAUUCUACUGUUCAGUCAUAAGGUCUGGAGCCGAAAGACUAUCCAUGAACUGCAGCAAUGUAAGACUAUCUCUACCCAUUUAGGAGACGUGAAUGAUGUGAAAGGCAAUUGCUGGUGA